Molecule: messenger RNA, 701 nt
Organism: Bactrocera oleae (olive fruit fly)
Lineage: Eukaryota; Metazoa; Arthropoda; Insecta; Diptera; Tephritidae
Source: RefSeq, a predicted model, not a curated record
ACACAUGCAAAGGAGCGUCGUGCCAGGUUCAUUUUACUUUGCUUAAUUGAGCCAUCAUUUGUUCGCGAAUUACCUGACAAUAUUAGGAGCGCAAGAGACAUAUGGAAUCAUUUUGCUUUUCGUUUUCGAAGGCGAAGAAGUGCAUCAUGCUCACAUACACCGUAAAAUUACUUUCGCCUAAUUAAUAUGCUCUAACUUUGCCAUAUACUUUUCGAUAUUGGCAUAUUGCUUAUAACAAAAAAAAUUUUAAAGUUCAAGUUACGUUAUCAUUUGAAAUCCGUUAGUAUUAUUAUUUUUAUUUUUUUUUUUUUGAUACAUGAUGAAACAAAGCGAUAAUGAUGGGGAAGUCGUUGUUGUAUAAUUGUUGUUAUUCCCAAACUAAUAUUCCUCUGCAAUGAUAAGGUAGGGUAGGUAGGUUGGUUCUUAAUUUUCGUUUGUUUAAAAACUUUUAUAGUUCAUUAUGUGACUACUCGUUCGAAAAUUACAAAUUGUAUUUGUUGGAAAAUUACUUAUACUUGUAGACAGAUUUCACUUCUUGGUAUGAAAUUUAGUAAUGCGAAUAAAGCAAAGUAUUCUAUCCUAAUGCUAUUGAUACAUCUAUCCUCUAUCCUCAUGUAUAGUUUAGUGUCAAUCAAAGAGAUUGCAAACUUAUACAAUAUUAGGUUAAUAGGCGCUAAAAAAAGAUCUAAGGCGAUAUUAUA